Messenger RNA from Amoebophrya sp. A120, 3399 nucleotides. The record is from the annotation of a GenBank genome assembly. Lineage: Eukaryota; Dinophyceae; Syndiniales; Amoebophryaceae.
CCAGCUCUCUGUUCCAAGAUCAACAUCGACACUCCCGCCAUCGGAUCGUCCCCUUAGAUUUGGUUACGGCACUGGAACCCAUAGUGCGAAGUUUCUAGAAUAAAGCACACAGUCCUAAAGAUGCGGGCCAGGGGGUCGCGGUUUAGACUCCUGGCGCUGUCUGCAUCAGUGGUUGCGGGGGCGCAGGAUGGGAAACUUGGGAAAGUAAUACAACUCCUCACCGAAAUGCACAAGGCCGGGACAAAAGAGAUGAAGGACGAACAGGUUGCGUGGUCCGCGAGAAAUCAGUGGUGCACAAACCGGUUGGAUGCACUCACAGUUUCUGUCGGGGAGUUGAAAGAUCAGAAGUCCGACCUCGAAGCCAGCAUUGCUCAAGCCGCCGCCGUAUCAAAUGUAAAAAUGUCUGGGUCUGGAAGAGUCAUGCUGUUUUUGCAUGGCACAGAAGGCCUGGCAUGGAAGUUCUAGCAUUACAGGUUUCGAGAAGCUUCCGCAAUGUCGAAUCCGCAUGACAAAUCCCCCACUUUGGUGAGAGAAAGGGGGCAGCUUUCGCUACCCGUGCAUGAGAGAUUUUUCUGUGUUGUGAAAUGUGCAUCACAACUUCGGACUCUUCCAGACCCAGACAUUUUUGCAUUUGAUACGCCGACAUGGAGGAAAUAGCAGAGAACAUUGCAGAACUGCAAGCCACCAUCGCGGACAGAAACGCGAAGAAGGAAAAGGCAACCAAAACCAGAGAGGAGGAGCAUAAGGCGUACCUGUUGGAAAAGGCGGACUACGAGGAAUCAGUAAUGGCCUUAGAGAAAGCAAUUCAAAUCAUCGAGAGACACCAAAGCAAGUUCGGGUCCGUUGCGCAGGAGAGCUUUUUGCAAGUCUCGCAGAAACUUCCGGAAGACGUGCGAGGUUUGGCCAUGGCCAUGUUGGAGAUGGAUGGUACUGAUGAUGUGCUGGAUUUCAUCAUCAUCGCGCAUGUUUUGGAAAUUUAGCUAAGAUCUACCGCAUCGCUCGAUCUUUUCGACUGAGAAAAAGAUUUUUGCAUUCAGAAAUCUAAAUUUACACAACUUGAACCUUUCGUUAUCUCAGCCCCACCAACCGGCGAGGCCAAGGCGUACGAGGCAAAGACCGGUGGCUAUGACCCGCUCAAAAGUUACAAUCUCAAACGUUACAAUAGAGUCUGGAUUUUGUGAUGCAAGAAGUGCAUGAUCUACCCAAUUCGCAUAGGUUUGCGCAUGACAAGUUCUGGAGUGCCAAACCGCACUAGGAUCUGCCGAAAUUUGUAUUGCGAAAAGCGCAAUACUCUGCACGUUCCUCAUGCUCUCCAUGCAACACAAAUUCCAGAUUCUAUUGUAACGUUUGAGAUUGUAACACCUGAGCAGGUUAUAGUGGCGUUCUCGGUAUCCUCGAGAAGUCCCUCGAUGAGUUCCGGCAGAAGGUGCAUGACACAGAAAUGGCCGAGAUGAAUCGCAGACACAACUACGAGAACAUGAUUCAGCUCCUCACGGAGGACAUCGCCUCUGCCACGACCGACUCCGAGGACCAGAGCAUCAACCUGCAGACGAGAAAGUCGGACAAAGCAAAGGCCGAAGAGCUCUUGGUGGUGUGUAUCGUGAGAAAAAACUGUUUCGCUGUGAACUUGUGAUGCAGAAAAUGGAACGCAGAACUCAUUGUCUUGCUACACCUGCAAGGCAUUGAAUUUGCAAGCGUGUUUUCCCUUGGGAAGCGCGCAUGACAAAUUUUCAGUGUCAUAUGUAGCAAACUUGUAAUGCAGAUGUUGCAAAGUCAUCACAGUGAAACAGUUUUUUCGUGGGAUAGUGUGCAAAGAUGAUUUAAAGGACACCAUGGUUGAGAAGCAAGACACCGCCAUGACCUGCACGUCGGAAGCGAAGGAGUACAAAACUAAACAAAGAGUCCGCGGCGACGAGUUGGAGGCUUUGGACAAGUAUCACAUGUAAAAAUGUCUGGGUCUGGAAGGAUGCAUGUUUGUCAUGCUUGUCUGGCAUGACUAUUAAAUCUGUCAUGCACGUUGCCCAAGAGCCGCAUUUUUAUGUCAUGCGGAGACGCAAUUUGUCAUGCAGAAUAGGCAACACCUACAAGCUCAGAAAUUUGUCAUGCUGAGCCAGCACUUGUGGCCUCUUCAUGCUACGCCACUUAGCAUCACAAGUUUCCAGACCCAGACAUUUUUACAGUUGAUAACAAGGCGAUUGAAAUUCUCGGCGGCAUUAGCUUUGCGCAAGUCAAGGUAACCAGCUUUGUGCAACUGAAGAACAGCGCUGACUCGCAAGUGCAAGACAUGGGCGAGGCUGCGAAGGUGAAUUUUAGCUUUUUUAGGACUUUAAAUUUCUCGCAUUUGCAUAGAUCAACAAGCGCGCAACGAUGUUCUUGCAGGUUGUCUUUAGAUUCAGACUUUGCCUACUUCACGACCCAACAAAACUUCGAUUUACGGGAUUCGCACGCCGAAACAUUCUAAAACCCUUUAAUUAAACCAGAUCUCCAUGUUCCUGCGUCACGCGAGCGUGCAGUUGCGUUCCACUUCUCUCGCCCAAGUUGCCGACCGGCUGGCUGAGGACCCGUUUGUGAAGGUCAAGGGCAUGAUCAAAACCAUGAUCGACAAGCUCAUGGAGGAGGGUGCCGCGGACGCGAAGCUCGAGGCGUUCUGCAAGCUGAACUUCGGCAAGGCCAAGAAAAAGAUGAAGAAGUACAACGUAUCCUGUGCAAAAGUAUCGUACUCGUAAUUGCAAACAUGCAUUACAAAUUUUGUUAUUAACCUAAAUCCGCAUUACAAAUUUCAUUUCUCAUGCUGAGGAAAUUUGUCAUGCAUUUAUAUGUACGACUACGAUGCUUUUGCACUGCAUACAAAGCCGCUGCUGACAAGUACGCUGCCGAGCAGGCCAAGCAGUCCGCGUUGGCCGAGAAGCUGACCGAGAGCUUUACGCAAUUGACGGCUGAGGUACUGAUUUUUUUUGGAAGUGACAGUUUUCUUCUUGCAGCUGCACGGGUCCUGGUCAGCAUUCCUUUGGGUAAUUUGUCCGCCCGUGAUUGUCUACAGAUUUGUGCAAGAUCGCUGGGAAAGUAGUUUCACAACCAAAACUCCGAUUAAACAGAUCGCCGCCCUGCGUACCGCCAUGGCUGAUGCCACGAGCGCCCGUAACGCCGAGAAGGAGGCCAACACGGCCGCGAUCGCCGAGGCCAAGGACGGUUCCGAGGCGGUUUCUCAGGCGCUGGAAGUUCUCCGUGCCUUCUACGAGAAGGCCGGGGCUGCCAUGCCGGCCAUGUUCCUGCAGAAGUCGCAAAAGAAGGUCCAGAUCCCGAAGCCUGGGUCCGCCGCCUGGGAUGCCAUGGGUCCGCCGGAAUUCGCGGACCCCGCCGCUAUUCCGGACGACUAUGCAACCUUGCCGGAAGGCAAGG